Molecule: messenger RNA, 2586 nt
Organism: Sodiomyces alkalinus F11
Lineage: Eukaryota; Fungi; Ascomycota; Sordariomycetes; Glomerellales; Plectosphaerellaceae
Product: Golgi membrane protein
Exons: 3
Coding region: 190-2361 (723 amino acids)
Biological process (GO): intra-Golgi vesicle-mediated transport
Cellular component (GO): Golgi membrane
Source: RefSeq, a predicted model, not a curated record
GGAGGUCUAUGCGACAAUGAUGCCUUGCUCUGGAUCGCCUAGCUGUUAGCCCACGCCCGACUUCGAUAUCAGCAGUCGAGUAGCAUCACGACAACGGCAUCCAGCCUGUCUCUGAGACUGAAAAGCUCGAUGAUGGGUUUACUUUCUGGCUAAAUCGAAUUCACACAAAUCCCACCACUCCAAGCAACCAUGUCCGAUAUUGAAGCGCUCUCCUCCGCCCAGGCGGUCUCGGAGGUCCGCUCUCCGGGCUUUGAAAAUGCCUCCGAAGGCAGCAAUAAGUUUCAGCAUGCGAUAUCUGCGUGGAGAACUAUCGACUAUACCACCCUCACCUCGAACCUCGACAAUACAGCCUCCGAGAUCGUCUCUUACCAGCGAGACUCUACCGUUCAACGGAAGGACCUGGCUCAGAAGACAAAAGCAUUCCGCAAGCUUGACGAUGACUCCAAGUUGGCGGAAGUUAAGGGUCUCCUCAAAGCGUACCAGACAUUUAUCGAUCUACUGACGAACCACUCCAAAUCCGUCAACUCUGCUUUUCUCAAGGUCUAUACAUCGUUGUCAGAAGCGCCCGACCCGUAUCCACUACUAGAAGCUUCCGUCGACUCUAUGUUAGCUUCGGAAGAUGCGAUGCCGAAGUUGGCCAUGGAAAACGAGAGGCUGCAACAAUAUGUCAACAAACUAACUACCCAGCUUGAAAAUACAGAGAAUCGACUGCAAAUGGAAAUUCUAGCCCGAAACGAGUUGCAAAACGCCUUGGAGAAGGAAGUUAAGGAUGUCGAGACAUCCUGGAUCGCCGUCUUGGAUGAAAAAGAAGACAACUGGGCAACACGAGAGAAGGCUCUCGAAGAGAGAGUAGAGAAUCAAGAGCGACUUCUUAGCGAGGUCAAGGCUAGCUAUGAAGUGAAUCAGCGCCUUGGCAUGUCCAACGAUGACGAUCAACAGAACCAGCACGGCCAUAUUGCUGUUGCCGAGGUUGAGAUGCUUCACGCUGACUUGGAGCGUACUAGCGCGAGGCUUGCCGAGAUGGAAGCUCGGAACGAGCAACUACGUCUUGAUCUCGCCCAGGCGAAGUCCCACGUCUCCGCGCGGACUACCAGCUUGGAAGAUGAUCCAGCUUACGUACGUAUGCGGUCCGAGAACUACUCGUUGAUCCGAAAACUUGAUGCCUCCCGGUUAGAGAAAGAGGGACUGAAACGCGGGCUUGAUAUGCGGCUGCGGAUGCUGGAGAGAGAGGCCGCGCUGCUCAAGGAGGAGAGGGAUGGACUUAAAGCGAAGGUGCAGAACUGGAGCGACUACAACGAGCUGAAGCAGGAAUUGGAUGUUCUUAAGAGUAUCGAGUUCGCUGCAGACGAUGACGGCGACUUACCAGCUGGAAAGGAUGAUGCCGAACAGGUCGCCAAGCCUGGGGCGGAAUCGUUGGAGAAGCUUCUUCUGGCGCGCAACAAAAAGUUGGGCGAUGAACUGACAGUUCUACGUGUUUCUCACCAAGACCUCCAGGUCAGGGUUGAAGAGCUUCAGGAACUUCUGUCGCAGACGAAUGCUGACUUGGAACGAGCACAACUUCUUAAUUCAAAACUGGAGAACGAUUUGUCGAACGUUCAGUAUGAGUUUGCCAAUGCAUUCCCGUCUGGCGCAUCAGUGGCAAUGAGCCGCCACGCGCCCUCGGGUGCGCUGGGAAAGAAAGGUGCCAGGAUAUCGCCCACGUCUUCGAUUAUUAGCGGCAUUGAUCCCCAUGCCUUGGGUGGAGAGCCCGUGGCUAGCGGCCACGGAAUUCUUCCCAUGGUCACUGCUCAGCGUGACCGCUUUAAGAAGAAGAAUGCACAACUGGAGAGGGAAUUGUCCGACUGCCAUCGCACGGUGUUUCAGCUGAGACAGGAAGUCGCUGCGCUUCAAAAGGAUAACUUGAAUCUUUAUGAGAAGACAAGGUACAUGUCGACGUACAACAGGAGCGGCCUAUCAGCUUCGUCGUCGUCCGCGGCAUUCGGGUUAAAUCCAAAUCCCUCAACCGUGCCGAUCGGUGUCUCGACCAAUUCAGGCAUAGCGAUGGAGAGGUACCAAAAGGCAUAUGAGUCGAACAUCUCUCCAUUCGUUCAGUUCCGUGGUCGCGAAUCCGCGAGGGCAUACAAACGAUUGAGCUUGCCGGAACGAGUCGUGUAUACCAUGACGCGAAUGGUGCUUGCGUCCCGUACGAGUCGGAACUUGUUCGCAGCAUAUUGCUUAGUUUUGCAUAUGUUGGUCUUCAUAUCCAUGUACUGGCUGGCUUCCGUGGAUGUCACGCAUCAUAUCAGCAGUGUGGGCGCAGCAGCAUCGGGAGCUGUAAGCAACGGUGGCGCCAGGACCAUGGAAGAUCAAGACACCAAAUGAGUCCAAUGUUUUUAUAAGGGAGUGUAUCAAUAGGAGGCACGUUUGGAUAUCCAGCAGGUGAAAUAUGCAAAUGUAGAGGCAGGUUCUUUUAUAUAUUGUUAGAACACAAAUACAGGUACGGAAUUAUAUUGUCGUAUGGGCACAGACUACCUAUGCCUGGCAGACUAUGCCUGACUAAGGACUUCGGACCUCGGGGACCUCGGGUAUUAGGACAUAAUAAGGGUG